UUAUUGGUGAUGUUUGGUGCACUGUUUGCAUUGCUGUUUAUUUUGCUGUGCUAUCUGUUAAAACGAUCUGCUGCUCAAGUAAAGAAUCAACGUCUGCCUGGUUUACCACUGAAUGAUAAUGAAGGGAGACAACUUGUGACAGUUGGAUUUUUUCACCCUUAUUGCAAUGCUGGAGGUGGUGGUGAGAGAGUUUUAUGGACAGCUAUUAAAGCUCUUAUGACUAAACAUGCCAAUAUAAGAUGUAUUGUGUAUACAGGAGAUAUUGAUGCUACACCAGAGGAGAUUAUUAAUAAAGCUAGUCAAAGAUUCAACAUUAGACUACCAACUGGCAUCCAUUUUGUUUUUCUGAAUAAGAGAGGAUGGGUGGAAGCCAAUAAAUAUCCAUUCUUCACUUUAUUAGGACAAAGUUUGGGCUCACUAGUGUUGGGUGGUGAGGCCCUUCUCUCAUUCGUUCCUGAUGUUUUUAUCGACAGCAUGGGCUAUGCCUUUACUCUUCCUCUGUUUAGAUAUUUUGGAGAAUGUCGUGUUGGUUGUUAUGUUCAUUAUCCUACCAUUAGUACGGACAUGUUGGAAAAAGUCACUGAAAGGCGGGAAUCUUACAACAAUGCUUCCUUCAUUUCCAAAAGUGUGGUGUUAAGUCAAGCUAAGCUAUUAUAUUAUAAAUUAUUUGCGUAUUUAUAUGGAGUGGCUGGAAAACGUGCAGAUGUGAUUAUGGUAAAUUCAACAUGGACACUAAACCAUAUUAAUUCAUUAUGGAAAGCUGACUUCAAAACAAAUAUUGUCUAUCCUCCAUGUGAUGUUACAGAAUUUGUGACAAUUCCAGCAGACGCGAAAAAUACUUCACAGACUUUGAACAUUAUUUCAGUGGCUCAGUUCAGACCAGAAAAAGAUCAUCCUUUACAAAUUAAAUCGUUUAGUAGCUUUUUAUUGUCGCUUCCUGAACAGGAGAAAUUUAAAUUUAGAUUGAUGCUUGUGGGUAGUUGUCGUAAUGAAGGAGAUUCCAACAGAGUUGAAGAAUUAAAGACUUUAUCAGAUGAACUAGGAAUAAAAGAAAAUGUGGAAUUUCAUCUCAAUGUCAGUUUUACAGAAUUAAAAAGAUUAUUGUCUAUUUCUACUGUUGGGUUACAUACAAUGUGGAAUGAACAUUUUGGAAUAGGUGUGGUAGAGUGCAUGGCAGCAGGUACAAUAAUAUUAGCACACAAUUCAGGUGGACCUAAAUUAGAUAUUGUAACAGAAUAUAACAGUCUGCCAACAGGAUAUUUAGCGAACAGUGAGGAAACAUACUCAGCCAAAAUGGCAGAAAUAUUUGAACUCGGUGACAAACAAAAAUUAAAUAUUAUUGAAAAUGCAAGAGAAUCAGUGAAAAGAUUUUCUGAUGCUAAAUUUGAAGACAACUUUUUACACAAUGUGGAUUCUUUGUUAAAAGUGUAUGAUUAGAAACAUUUGUGGGUAAACAUAGUGUAGAAGAGGAACUUGUUACUGAUUGAAUUACUUACAGGCUUUACCGCUUAAACAAAAAUUAUUUGCAUUAUAAUCUGAAAUGGUAAAAAUUAAAGUUGUGAGAAAAU
Molecule: messenger RNA, 1568 nt
Organism: Lottia gigantea (owl limpet)
Lineage: Eukaryota; Metazoa; Mollusca; Gastropoda; Lottiidae
Exons: 3
Coding region: 10-1437 (475 amino acids)
Biological process (GO): protein N-linked glycosylation
Cellular component (GO): endoplasmic reticulum membrane
Molecular function (GO): GDP-Man:Man(3)GlcNAc(2)-PP-Dol alpha-1,2-mannosyltransferase activity
Source: RefSeq, a predicted model, not a curated record